UUUAAAAUUUUCUUUUUGUUUUAUUUUCUUUUAAACAUUUUACUCUAUUUAUUCCGUACGUAAAAUAAAAGCCACUGUAUCUCUUUCACUGUGCCCACUCACACCACUAACACUUGUUUUCUCUCCACAAGCCGCCGCCGCCGCUUCACAAAAUGACAUCGUCGCCGUCCACCGAGGCCCUCAUCCUCCAGCUCCACGAAAUCUCGGCCGUCAAAUUCGGCAACUUCAAACUCAAAUCCGGCAUCUCCUCCCCCAUCUACAUAGACCUGCGCCUCAUCGUAUCAUACCCCUCCCUCCUCCUCCAAAUCUCCAAAACCCUAAUCUCCACCGUCCCUUCCUCCACGCGCUACGACCUCAUCUGCGGCGUCCCCUACACCGCCCUCCCCAUCGCCACCUGCAUCAGCACCUCCCAUGACAUCCCCAUGCUCAUGCGCCGCAAGGAGGUCAAGGACUACGGCACCGCCAAGGCCAUUGAAGGCGUCUACAAGCCCGACCAGGUCUGCCUUAUCAUCGAGGACUUGGUUACCAGCGGCGCGUCGGUUUUGGAGACCGCCGCGCCUCUACGCGCCGCCGGGUUGAAGGUCCAGGACGCCGUCGUUUUGAUCGACCGGGAACAAGGGGGGAGGGAGAAUUUGGAGGAGAAUGGGAUUCGAUUGCACUCGCUGUUUCGGUUGAGCGAGAUGGUUAGGGUUUUGAAGGAGAAGGGGAAGGUUGCGGAGGAGAUGGAGGGCGUUGUGUUGAAGUUUUUGGAGGAGAACCGGAAGGUGGUCGCGCCGGCGUUGCUGAAAAAUGUCGAAAAAGUUAAGAUUAGGGGUUUAGGGUUUGAGGAGAGAGUGAAGCUGGCGAAGAAUCCGACUGGGAAGAGGCUUUUUGAGGUGAUGGUGCAGAAGCAGAGCAAUUUGAGUUUGGCUGCUGAUGUUGGGACCGCCAAGGAGUUGCUUGAGAUUGCUGAGAAGGUUGGACCUGAAAUAUGUUUAUUGAAAACCCAUGUUGAUAUAUUGCCUGAUUUCACCCCAGAUUUUGGCUCUAAACUUCGCAAGAUUGCAGAGAAACAUAAUUUCUUAAUUUUUGAAGAUCGCAAGUUUGCAGACAUUGGUAAUACAGUAACAAUGCAGUAUGAAGGAGGUAUAUUCCAUAUAUUGGAGUGGGCUGACAUAGUAAAUGCUCACAUAAUCUCUGGUCCUGGGAUAGUCGAUGGACUGAAAUUGAAGGGUUUGCCACGUGGUAGGGGCCUGUUGCUGCUUGCUGAAAUGAGCUCAGCCGGUAACCUUGCCAAGGGAGACUACACAGCUGCUGCAGUGAAGAUCGCUGAAGAGCAUUCUGACUUUGUGAUUGGCUUCAUUUCAGUUAAUCCAGCAUCAUGGCCAGGGGCACCAGUAAAUCCAGCUUUCAUCCAGGCAACCCCUGGAGUGCAACUGGUGACUGGUGGUGAUGCUCUUGGCCAGCAAUAUAACACUCCAAAAUCUGUAAUCUACAAUAGAGGUAGUGACAUCAUAAUUGUGGGGCGUGGAAUUAUAAAGGCUGCAAACCCUGCCGAGGCAGCCCGUGAAUACCGUCUUCAAGGAUGGGAUGCAUAUCUGGCUAAAUGCAGCAGCAGCUAAGAUUUCUAUUAGGGUUUGCUCCCUUGUUUCACUUAUGUUUUACAUGAUUGCUAAUUAACGGAGUUAAUUAUGAUUCACAUGAAUGUGUGGUGUGGUGUUUGUGAAACCAGAGGACCUGAUUUUUCUGGUAUCAAUGUAUUUUUGGAAAUCUUUGAGUUUUACGGGGUGGGAGCUAUAAAAGUUUUCCUCUUGGCCACAA
Molecule: messenger RNA, 1800 nt
Organism: Prunus dulcis (almond)
Lineage: Eukaryota; Viridiplantae; Streptophyta; Magnoliopsida; Rosales; Rosaceae
Product: uridine 5'-monophosphate synthase
Exons: 6
Coding region: 153-1601 (482 amino acids)
Biological process (GO): 'de novo' pyrimidine nucleobase biosynthetic process; 'de novo' UMP biosynthetic process
Molecular function (GO): orotate phosphoribosyltransferase activity; orotidine-5'-phosphate decarboxylase activity
Source: RefSeq, a predicted model, not a curated record